Ostrinia furnacalis (Asian corn borer) is the source of this 2365-nucleotide messenger RNA. RefSeq lists its product as uncharacterized. The coding region runs from base 830 to 2365 and encodes 511 amino acids. The transcript has 2 exons. The record is from RefSeq and is a predicted model, not a curated record. NCBI's taxonomy places the organism in Eukaryota, Metazoa, Arthropoda, Insecta, Lepidoptera, Crambidae.
AAGAACAUCACUACGCCGCGUGCCCCACCGCCCGCGCCCGCGGGGCCCCGCGCGCGCCUGUCACAUCUCUUUUGUUUUUACAUCGUUCACAUCAGAGCAACUACGCAAUUUUAAUGUAUUUCCUUGUAACAAGAUAUUCUUGGUAGUAAACCGUUUGAAACACGAAACAGCGUCUCCUUCAUCUAUAAGAAUCCCGAACAAUUUUUGGCGACCGUGACAGGACUCCGCAAAAAGGAGAAAUUCGAGGCGAUGCACGGACUCGACGUGGAAGGCUUGGACAAAAUGGCGGCAUAGAAGAAAAUGAGAAAAAACGGCGGAGGCUUGGCGUUUGGAGCGUUGAACUCGAGGAUAGUGCUCGUUCCAAUCCUAUCAUUUCAUCCAAGAUCCGUGUAGCUUUUUUCUGCGCAAUUUUCACCGUUAAUUUGCUCAUAACGUGUAUUUCCCAAAACAUUUCUAUGUAACAUUGGAUUCAUAUAAUUUAUUUCUUUUGCAUUUGUCUUCAACAUCUUUUAAACCCUAGUCAACUAGCAGUGCUGCUAAGUCAAAGUGCUUAUCCACCCGGCUGAAAUUUUCAGAACCGGUGCGCGCGCUCGCACCCAACGCUUUGGCUCGGACCCCACGCUUGGGAACCCCUUGUGUAUGCUACGGCACCCAGCAAUUAUCCUCAACCUUCGCUACUUCACAGCUGCUUCAAGGGUUUGCUUCAAACAGAGGUAUUUAUAGUGCCUUUUAUUAUUUUGUUGUGCAAAGUGCGGUGAAGCGUUUUUGUUCAUUUCAUUUUCAAGUGCAAGUAAUUACCAAAGUUUGAGUUGUUGUUUAAUUUGUUGCAAUGGCUGACGCUAAGGAGCUUAGGAUAAAGAGAGGGUCGAUAAAGGGCAGGUUGACAAAUUUCAAAGGUUAUUUGCAAUUGUUAAAAGGUUUGACAACGUUGACUGCGCUGCAGACUAAAGAGUUACAAAAUAGACUAGCAAAGAUAGAAGAGUUAUUCUCUGAAUAUGACACAGUGCAGUCUAAUCUAGAGCUUAAAGAACAUACUAGUGAAACUCCUUCAGAGUCUAUUUUUGCUGAAAGAUAUGAGACAGAAAAUAUAUUUUAUUCAGUUAUUGCAGAAGCCCAAGAAUUAAUUGAGAGAAAUAUUGUAGAUUGUUCAGGAAACUCAGCGACUGAAACUAUAAAUAAUGCAAAUUUUCAAAAUUCAAUGGUAAACAAUGUUAAAUUACCCAUUGUUCAGUUGCCUACAUUUAGUGGUGAUUUAAACAAGUGGUUGGAAUUUCAUGACGUUUUUGCUUCUCUAAUUCACGAAAAUGUUACUUUGUCAAAAAUUAUUAAAUUUCAAUAUUUAAAGGGCUCAUUGAUAGGAAAUGCUGCUUCAGUAAUUGAGUCACUGGAGCUUUCCGAUGCGAACUAUGAUAUUGCAUGGAACUUGAUUUGUGAUCGCUUUAACAAUAAACAUCAAUUGGUUCACUCACAUCUUAGGUCAUUAUUUGAUAUUCCCAUAAACAACAAGGAAUGUGAGCAAUCAUUGAGGUUUCUAGUUGACCAUAUUUCUAAAAAUCUAAGAGCAUUGAGUAGUUUGGGGGAGAACACAGACAAUUGGGAUUCUUUAAUAAUUUUUAUGUACUCUGCCAAGUUAAAUAGUGUUACUUGUAGCAAAUGGGAGGAACACAAAAUUAACAUGACAAACAAGCCAACAUUAGAAGAUUUUUAUCAAUUUUUAAGGAAAAGAGCAGAUCUAGUUGAAUUGCUCUCAGCGGGAGGUAGUGACAAAGGUUUCAAGCCACCCAACAAAUUUCAAAGGGCUUUUGUUGCUGCGUCUUCUGAUAGGGCCAUGGCAGGCCAACAACAGAGGUCAUGUAUGGUUUGUGAUGGUGAGCAUUUGGUUUACUAUUGCAAAAAGUUUCUAAAUAUGUCACCGGAGAACAGACUUCAACAAAUUCUCAAGUUAAAAGCAUGCAUUAACUGUCUCCGUAGCGGGCAUUUUGUUCACCAGUGCAAAUCAGGGCCAUGCAAUAUAUGUAAAAGAAAGCAUAACUCUCUUUUGCACUCAGAUAAGUCCAAUGAACCUGUACAGGGUGCAGAAGAGAGGUCAACAGUUACUAAAUCUACUUCACUAUCAACAUGUAUUUCAAAUCAAGUAUUGUUGUGUACAGCUAAUGUCAUAUUAACAAACAAUGAGACAAAUCAAAGCCAUCAGGCUCGUUGUCUACUAGACUCGGGGAGUCAAUCAUCAUUUGUUAGCAAGGAUCUGAAAGACAAAUUAGGUAUAAAAGGUGAUUUCAUGAAUUCAGUAUGUGUCACUGGUAUANGUGUUCAGUUUAACGGCAAUCUUACCGCCAUCGCCGGUGCGUUCACGGCGCGAUCAUAG